AUGAAUCCCGAUUCGAAGUUGCUCCUGGAUGAGAUGCAUCGUCUCUUCAAGGAGCAGAAGUCGCAGAUCGAUAAGCGGUUCGCGGAGUCGGACCGCAAGCUCGACGAGCGGUUCACUGACAGCAGCCGCAAGCUCGACCUCCGCUUCACCGAGGUGGACGACACCAUCACCACCCGCAUCGUCGAGUUCGACACCAACAUCACCAAGCGCCUCGCCGACUCCGAUCUGAACUGGGAGCGUCGCAUCACCGACUCCGAGCUCUGCCAGUCCACGCUCAUCUCCGAGGUGGACAAGCGCCAUGACUAUCGUGUCAGCAUCAUCGCCAAAGCGGCCGGGGAUCUGGAGGCCUGGCGUCAGGAUUUGGAGGGCGCGGUGGACGACCUCAAGCUCAAGGUCGACAAGUUGAACAAGUACUGGGAUCGAUCCUUCCUCGCCCAAUCUACGGCUUCGACGAGAGUGAUCUCCUCUACACCAAAUCUGUUGGAGCAGACCGCCACGAACACAUCUGCGAACAACACGGCUUCUCGGCCCAGCGGGCACCACGUCAUCAUGACUACACGGGUGGAUGGAUUUGGGGGGAAUUCUCCUCAAUUCCAUUCCCCGGCCAAUGGUAUGCAACUGAAUCCCCAUGUUGGUACAUCUAUGUUGCAUGGAGCCGUUCCUGAAACCCAACCCCAUGGUCAUCCACCCGAAAACCACCACCACAACGACAAUGGUCGCCUGCCUAAGCUCAAUUUUCCUUUCUAUGAGGAUGAAACCACACGCUUAUGGAUUUCCCAAGCAGAAGAUUACUUUGAGAUGUAUGAUGUACCCCUCGCCGGUGGGUCAAAGUGUCCCCGUGACAGAUUGUCACGCCAAAUGUUCCACAUCCACCAAUCCUCCACGGUCACUGACUAUGUUGAGCGUUUCUCCACCUUGUUUGAUCAACUCAAAGCCUACCAGCCAAAGCCUGAUCUCCACUAUUACACCACCAGAUUUGUGGACGGCUUUAGGCAUGAUAUUCGCAUGGUAGUUGCUUUACAGCGUCCUUCCGAUCUGGAUACUGCGUACACGCUUACCUUAUUGCAGGAGGAGAUGGCCGAUUCCAACAAGAGGAGUGAAUUCCACGCUCAUGAUCGUGGAGCAAGCUUCAAGUCGGCAAUGCGCUCGGCUGUGCCUGCAACACGGCCAUUGCCGGCUGCUGCCGCUGCUGGGGACAAGCCGUUGCCCAAGGCGACCGCUCCUGACACUGAUGACAAGCUUUCAAAGCUGCGAUCCUACAGGCGAGCCAGGGGUCUCUGUGACGUCUGUGCACAGAAGUGUUUUCGCGGUCACAAGUGUGCGACAACUAUCUCAUUGCAUGCAAUGCAAGAAGUAUGGGAUCUAUUUCAUCCGGAAGAGAUACCUGGCAGUACUGAGGAAGAGCAGGACUCUCCGGUGGAUCAGCCAGAGCACCUAUGUUUGGCUCUAUCAUCUGAUGCGUUGAGAGGUACCCGAGGUAGACAGACCAUUCAGUUCCAUGGUAAACUUCAGGGUCUUCCUGUCACAGUGCUGAUCAAUUCCGGCGGUUCGGCCUCUUUUCUGGCUGCGUCAGUUACUGAACAAUUGCCCCAACUGCAUCGUACACCGCUGAUGGCAUCAGUAAAGGUCGCUAAUGGACACUUGAUCCACUGCUCAGAAGCUGUACUUGGCUGCUGCUUUUCAUUGGGGGACUACCAGUUUCAGCAUGACCUCCGUAUCUUGUCAUUGGAAUCAUAUGACCUUAUUUUGGGCAUUGAUUGA
This is a messenger RNA of Miscanthus lutarioriparius, 1761 nucleotides long. Lineage: Eukaryota; Viridiplantae; Streptophyta; Magnoliopsida; Poales; Poaceae. The record is from the annotation of a GenBank genome assembly.